AUGAAAUACACAUUUGCUGGUCAAGGAGUACCCAAGGAGGUCUAUAGUGACAAUGGUCCGCAGUUUUCGUCACGCGAGUUUCGUCAAUUUGCGAGAAACUAUGAUUUCCAGCAUACUACAUCAAGUCCAAACUUUCCUCAGUCAAAUGGGCUUGCUGAGAAAUGUGUAGGCAUUGUGAAGAAUCUUCUCAAGAAAACACGAGAGGACAAAGGUGAUUUCUACAUGAACUUAUUGGUUUACAGAACGACGCCACUAAAACAUGGAAAAUCCCCAUUCGAGCUUCUCCACGGGAGAAAAGCAAGGUCAAAUCUACCAAUUAUUGACAGUCAACUUAUCGUGAAAUCCCAGUCGUCAGAGAAAUUCAGAAAGGAAAGGUACGCGGAUAAAGUGAAGCAAAAGUUCUAUUAUGACAAACGUGUUCGCGAGUUACCUCCCUUGGAUCGUGGGAACACUGUGAGGAUCAGAGACUGUCGUGAUAGUGCGUGGUCUACAAAAGGUGUAGUCCGUGAAGAGGUAUCACCCAGGUCAUACCUAGUUGAAUCUGAAACUGGAAACACAUAUCGGAGAAAUCGCAAGGAUAUCCUGAAGUGCAUGGAUCGCGAAGUGGUAGAGUCGCCAACACCAGACAUUGUCGAUAGUGAUCAGAUCGGUUCGCGUACAUGUACAGACUUUGAUGAUGAACGCCAGGACAUUACUCCCGUGAGUAGUCCAAUAGUCCUGAGGAAAUCGGAAAGAACCAUUAAGAGACCAGAUAGGCUCAUUGAAGAAAUAUAA
Mizuhopecten yessoensis (Yesso scallop) is the source of this 774-nucleotide messenger RNA. RefSeq lists its product as uncharacterized. Gene Ontology annotation, biological process: DNA integration. The transcript has a single exon. Gene Ontology annotation, molecular function: nucleic acid binding. NCBI's taxonomy places the organism in Eukaryota, Metazoa, Mollusca, Bivalvia, Pectinida, Pectinidae. The coding region runs from base 1 to 774 and encodes 257 amino acids. The record is from RefSeq and is a predicted model, not a curated record.